Molecule: messenger RNA, 1757 nt
Organism: Drosophila sechellia
Lineage: Eukaryota; Metazoa; Arthropoda; Insecta; Diptera; Drosophilidae
Gene: Drip
Product: aquaporin homolog protein drip
Exons: 4
Coding region: 560-1297 (245 amino acids)
Biological process (GO): transmembrane transport
Cellular component (GO): plasma membrane
Molecular function (GO): channel activity
Source: RefSeq, a predicted model, not a curated record
GCUUAUUUGCGCUCGAGCAGCGAACGUGGUAGCACAGCUUUUUGAACACUACAGCACUACAGUACAAACUGCGAGAGAAAGAAAAGCGGCAGUUUCGAAAAUCCAAAGAAAGGAAAUCGAGUUCGGAGCGGUUAGUUUAAUUGGCGAUAAUAAUAAUAAUAAUAAUAAAAUCGAGUUAUUGCACGUUGCGCUUUCCCAUUUCGAAUGGAAAUCUGAAAAUAUUGUAGCCCAGUGAAAUUCAAUUGACAACAAACGCCGCUUUCCGCCCAUAUUCGACUCCGUGUGGUCAAGUGGCAGACAAUUGUGCAACCUCAAGACUCUUAACCUUAACAAUUAUAUUUCGGCCACAAAAAACUAUUGGCACAAUUCAGUUCGAUUCGAGUGCGCGCUAACUCACUUUUACCCGCAGCAAAAAGCAAUAAGGCAAAAAGCACGCUUUGAAAACGAAAGCAAAGCACAAGUUCGCAUCGAAACCCCCCACGCUUGCCAAAAAUCUCAAGUGGCAGCCCCCAGAAGACAGUAGACCGCAGCCAGAAGACCGAAGACAGAAGACAGCAAAAUGGUCGAGAAAACAGAAAUGUCGAAAUUCGUUGGCGUUGCCGACAUAACCGAGAACAAGAAAAUCUGGCGCAUGCUGCUCGGCGAACUGGUGGGCACAUUUUUCUUGAUCUUCGUCGGCGUUGGCAGCACGACGAGCGGAAGUGUACCACAAAUCGCAUUCACCUUUGGCUUGACGGUGGCCACCAUCGCCCAGGGCUUGGGCCACCUCAGUGGCUGCCACAUUAAUCCGGCGGUCACCCUUGGAUUCCUGAUCGUUGGAGAGAUCAGCAUUCUGAAGGCUGCCUUCUACAUCAUCGUCCAAUGCGUGGGCGCCAUUGCUGGAGCGGCUGUGAUCAAGGUGGCACUCGAUGGAGUGGCUGGUGGCGAACUGGGCGUGUCCUCCUUUGAUCCCACCCUGAACUGUGGACAGGCGGUGCUCAUCGAGGCGCUGAUCACCUUUAUUUUGGUUUUCGUGGUCAAGGCUGUUUCGGAUCCUGGACGCCAGGAUAUCAAGGGAUCAGCGCCACUGGCUGUUGGCUUGGCCAUCGCCGCUGGCCAUUUGUGUGCAAUCAAACUGAGCGGUGCCAGCAUGAAUCCCGCCCGGUCCUUUGGUCCCGCCGUAGUGCAGGGCGUCUGGACCUAUCACUGGGUUUACUGGGUGGGUCCCAUUGCCGGCGGCCUGCUGGCCGGAAUCAUCUACAGGUUAAUCUUCAAGGUACGCAAGGGCGAUGAUGAGACCGACUCGUACGACUUCUAGACAGUGGCCGAAUACCAUAUAUGUAUUUUUGUAAAUGUCCGCACCUGCUUUCCAUUCCCAUCACACAUUCGCUUUCCAUUAAAUCAGGUUCACAUCGAAUUCGUUUGCCGAAAUUUCUCGUAGUUUAGGUUUGCUCCACCAUCACAACCAAGCUGAAUUUUCAACGCAAUUGUACCAUUUUAUUUUUUAAACAAUAAGAAAGCAAAUGUAUCGUUUAGUUGUACCGCGAAGCCAGCACUUUAAAAUAUGCAAUAUUGUAUUUGAGUAAUUUUAAGCUAAAUUAUAUGCACAUCAUCAUUACGCGAAUCGAAGGAAAACUGUAUUGAAGCUUAACUAAAUUGUACUGGGAAAUCAUUUUCCAAAUCGGCGAACAGGUGGAUUACCUACGCUGUUGAUCGCCACUUGCUGAGCACCUGCGAAUUGUAUUAUGACUAUGUGUAAUAAAAAAAUAUAAAGAAAA